AAAUACUCGGCCAAAAUUAAAUUUACAAAUUGAUAAUGCCUUACAGCAGAAUUCAUUAUUACGGCACGUUACGGUGAUCGUAAUAUCAAAUAUAACCUCAAACAUCAAAUUCACGUCACGUCACUUUACGUCCCGUCGCGCCUCGUUACGUAAAGUUCAUCGUAAUCGCGCCCUUACUCGUCAGUGCGCCGUGAAGAUAUCCGCCGGAUCUGGAGAUUUCGUCUCAUCUGUCUUCCGCCACGCACUGUGCCGCUUUCGGUCGUUCCGACACCGCACUGCGAAAAAUUCUGCGAUAUUCAUCAGCCGUUUCUGUCAUGUUUCAUUGUGUUUCCCGCUUCACACACGCCCGGUCAUUGCGAACGCUGGAAACGCAGCAGCUCCGCGGCUGCCGGCAGGGCACCAUAAGAUAAUUGUCGGUUUACAGAGCAGUCGUAAUUACAAAGUCCUACAAAAUUCUUGCAGGCAGCACGGCUAUGGCGAGGGAGACGCGAGAAACGAAUUCUCCGUUUGACGGGGAUAUGGCGAUGUUUAUUUAUGAACUUCUUUUGCAGCGCACUAAUUCUCUUUGUAUUUCGGGCAAACCUGCAAUGCGUCGUCGUGCGACAAUUAACUUCCCACUCAGGCCGACGGUAAUGAAACGAAAUCACAUGACAGAGAUCGACAAUUGGAGCGUAGGCAACACAUAUUAUAUUGAUGGAGUCCAAUUGAAAAACAGAGUUUGCAAAAGGAAUAACGAAUGACCAAAGGUCAACUGCGUGUGACCUGCGAAUUUCGCAAGAAGAAUCCUCGCACGAGGAGAGACGAGAUCGACAUCGCAACCGGACAUGAUGCGAAGAGUUGAGUAGAAGAAGAAAGAAGCGAAUGAUCAAGGCUGGCGAUAUGAACUUCGACAGCGUGAAUCACAUAAACGUCCAGCUGAACAAGGUUUCCGGCAACUUGCUACCGAUGACCAACGACAGUGGAUUUUCAGUAUUUUGGCUAACGUACGGCGUGGUUGUGUGGCUGUUUGAGCUGGCGCGCGCGAUUGGCUUCAUCUUCGGAUUCAUGGCAGUGUCAAUAGAGAAAAUCAUUUUGGACACCAUGAUCUCCAUCGUGUACACCACGGAGGUGAUCUUCUUGAACGUACAGAUUCAGCGGCACAAGGUGUUGAUGCGGCAGUUCAUCCUCCAGCUGAACAACAUCCUCGACGCCGGGGACGAGGUGAUGAGAGAAGUCGUGAUGACGACCAUGAAACCGGUCAUGAUUCCAUUGAACUUCUAUUGGCUGACCGGCGUGGUGACCGUGUCCAUAUGGUGCCUCAUGCCGUUAAACUUGCUGUCCAAGAAAAGUUCCUUCUACUACGAGGAUUACCGGAUGCCGGUCGCUUUCAGCAAGCAGCCCUUCUCGGCCACGGUCUUCGUGUUAGGUACCCUGGUCAUAUGGAUCUGCAGCAUAGGCAUGUACCUGAAGAAGGUCAGCGUGGACAUCUACAUGGUGAACGUGGUGUUGUUGAUGACGGUGCAGUAUCGAUACAUCACAACUAAACUCGCGCUGAUAUUUCGCAAAGGCGCUUCGUGGGACGAAGGAAACGACACUGCAGCGGGAAACUAUUCUUCCAGGGUGAAUAUGUCGGUGGAGAAGGAGUUGAAGAUGUUGUGUCGAUACUACAACACUGUGGUCCAUCAGUCGUACCUGCUAAAGAAGCUGCUGUCCUGGAACUUAAACCUAAUUUACGUCACUAGCAUAUUCCGCUUCUGCUUUGGUGCUAUACAGCUGAGUACGUCUGCGAAUUGUUGCUCGACCAACGAGAAUCGCAAGAUUGAAGCGCGUGCUGUGCAUGUGAUGUCAUUUUGCGAAUCUACAGGUGCUGGUGGCGCACUUUAUCGUGGGGUUGUCUAUCACUCUGUUCCAAAUCGGCGGAGUGAUGCAAUUUUAUAUUCUCUGCUCCUCCGUCCAAAAGUUAUCGGACGCAGUUAUGAAUCAAGCGUAUUCGGUGGCGCUUCUGGUUUUAAGGAUGAAGUAAAACACGAUGUUGCAGACACUCCAAAGUUCGUUUUCUCUUUCUUUCCGCAAAGUCAAAAUUAUCACGAAGAAACUUGUAGGCAACAAGGCUCCUAGACGCAGAAACUUAAAUCUCUGCAUUGUACUUGAAGUAAAAAGAUCUGUAUAUGAUCCAUGAGAGAAUAAAAGUAUCUUAUUCGAGCGAA
Harpegnathos saltator (Jerdon's jumping ant) is the source of this 2186-nucleotide messenger RNA. RefSeq names its product odorant receptor 49a-like. The coding region runs from base 862 to 2097 and encodes 411 amino acids. Gene Ontology annotation, molecular function: olfactory receptor activity; odorant binding. Gene Ontology annotation, cellular component: plasma membrane. Lineage: Eukaryota; Metazoa; Arthropoda; Insecta; Hymenoptera; Formicidae. The transcript has 4 exons. Gene Ontology annotation, biological process: detection of chemical stimulus involved in sensory perception of smell; sensory perception of smell. The record is from RefSeq and is a predicted model, not a curated record.